This is a messenger RNA of Vitis riparia (riverbank grape), 1598 nucleotides long. RefSeq names its product probable E3 ubiquitin-protein ligase BAH1-like. The transcript is spliced from 6 exons. NCBI's taxonomy places the organism in Eukaryota, Viridiplantae, Streptophyta, Magnoliopsida, Vitales, Vitaceae. The record is from RefSeq and is a predicted model, not a curated record. The coding region runs from base 274 to 1272 and encodes 332 amino acids.
GGAUAUGUUUAUAGAGAAUCUCUAGUUCCGUCUUCUACGGUUCCACUUCCACCCAAUUUUCUUGCUUUCUUCUAGGGUUUCAUUCUUCUCUGGUCACCAUUAUUCCCUCUCCCUCGGUUUUCACGUCAAACUCUUUCUUCUCAACUCUGGUUUUAUAUAGAACUUGGUUUGGAAGUUCCAAUUCUUUCAUCUCUACUCUGAUUUUAGGUUUUUCCUUUUGUUUUUUUUUGGGUGAUUUAACUUGGUUUGGAAGGAGAAAUCGUUUUUGGAAUCAUGAAGUUUGGAGAGACUUUCAUGGAGUAUUUACAUGGAGAGCAGGAGUCGUUUCUGGAUAAAUUCUCUCACGUUGAGUACAAGCGGCUGAAGAAGGUGCUGAAGACUUGCAGGUCCUUGCACGGCUCCUACGGUGCUGAUGAGCAAGAAGAUGAGAAUAGUGACGCCCUGUCUCGGCUGUGUCGGUAUGAAUCUUGCCCAUUGUGUGAUAAGAUUUUCUUUUCUGAAUUAAUGAAGGAGGCAUCAGAUAUCGCUGGAUGCUUUAGUUCUAGAGUUAGACACCUCCUCCACCUUCAUAUUGCUACCGGAAUGCAGAGAUAUGUGUUGCUCUUGCGACAAUGUUUCAAAAAUGAUAGACAAACAAUUGCAGAGGAAGGCCGGAUGUUGAUUGACUAUGUUACAAUGAAUGCAAUUGCAAUCCGGAAAAUCCUUAAGAAAUAUGAUAAAGUUCAUAGCUCUGUCAAUGGCAGGGAUUUCAAACGAAAGAUGCAGGCAAAACAUAUUGAACUUUUGCAAUCACCUUGGCUGAUAGAAUUAGGGGCUUUUUAUUUGAAUUUUAAUGAGUCAGAUGAGGAGUCGUCCUGUAAGAUUUCCUGUCAAUUUUCCUGUGAUCUCAGUACCACUGAACCUGUAAUGAAAUUGAGGCUUCCAGAUUCCAUGAAGCUGGAGUGUAAUCUGACUUGUCCUAUUUGCUUGGAUACUCUUUUUAACCCACAUGCUUUGAGUUGCGGUCAUCUCUUUUGCAAGUCUUGUGCUUGUUCAGCUGCUUCAGUGAUGAUCUUCCAAGGCCUCGAGGCUGCAAGUCCAGAGUCAAAGUGUCCUAUCUGCAGAGAGGCUGGAGUAUAUUCUAAUGCAGUGGAAAUGCUAGAACUUGGUUUGCUCUUGAAAAGAAGAUGCAGAGAGUACUGGAAAGAGAGGCUAAUUGCUGAACGUGCUGAGAUGGUGAAGCAAACCAAGGACUACUGGGAUUCACAAACAAAGUAUGUGAUUGGAUAUUGAGUUGGUACCAAAACACACAAUGGUUUCCAGUAGUUCUUGUGGACAACACCAGUGGACUUCAAUAACCCUCAGAAGUUUAUUAGUAUUAACUGAUUUCAUUAGGCCUUUUUAUUAAAUUGAUCAUAUUCUUACUUCUUUUAACGCUAAAUUUGGGUCUAUUUCAUGCAGUGCAGUUUUUCCAUCUUUGAUUAUGAAAGUUGUAAAUUGAAACAAACUAAACAAGACAGGGUAAGUUCCUAAGAGACUAGCUCUGUGAAAAUUUGGAAAGUUGAUUGGAUGUAUAGUAUGAAAUAUAUUGAUCUCAUGUCUAGUUGAUGAGAGGAUUA